Cynoglossus semilaevis (tongue sole) is the source of this 1386-nucleotide messenger RNA. It is a transcript of the gene fcer1g, whose product is annotated as Fc epsilon receptor IgFc epsilon receptor Ig. The transcript is spliced from 5 exons. Gene Ontology annotation, biological process: cell surface receptor signaling pathway. The coding region runs from base 150 to 443 and encodes 97 amino acids. Lineage: Eukaryota; Metazoa; Chordata; Actinopteri; Pleuronectiformes; Cynoglossidae. Gene Ontology annotation, cellular component: Fc-epsilon receptor I complex. Gene Ontology annotation, molecular function: IgE receptor activity. The record is from RefSeq and is a predicted model, not a curated record.
CUGCGACUAGUGGACAUCUAGCUCACACCACAACUUCCCCUCUUGGCUGUAAGGUAUAUGCAAUACUUCAGACUAGGAAUACACUUGAUAAGGCGAACCACACAAACUGCAGCAUUUCAGCUGAAAGGGUCCUUUACUCUGGUGAAACCAUGGCCUUCUUGAGAACAAGGACGUCACUCGUGGCCAUUCUUCUAUUGAUGUGUUUUGAUCAAGUCUCUGGUCUCACAGAUCCUCAGGUGUGUUAUGUGCUGGACGGCAUCCUGUUUGUGUACGGCGUGGUAUUGACCGCUCUCUACUGCAAAGUCACGAUAUUUAGCAAGGAAAAGGACAACGAUGGGACAUCAAAAAAGAAUGGUGAAGACAGCAUCUAUACGGACUUGACUCCUCGUGUUCAGGACACCUAUGAGGUCAUCGGCAUGAAGAAGUCCAGGGAUGUGAAGUGACCGACGUCCUUUUUUUCCUUUUGUAUUUAAAAAAUAAACAGAAUAUUAUUUUUCACUUAGAAUUUCAUGAGAAUGUAGAACUGUUAGAACCGGUGACCACUUCUCUUUUAUUGUUUUUAGAAUAUUGUGGGAAGUUGAGACAGAUCAGAGAGAAAGAGGGAAGUUGGGCACAAGGUUGUAAUUUUUUUACUCUCAUCUGUCACAUUUGCUAAAAAACAAUUAUUUAGUUAUGAGUUCUGAUCUCACAAAUAAAAUCAAAGAAUAUAUUUUUGUCAAUUCAUGUAAAAAAUUAAAUUCUUUAAGGACAUAUAUACAUUUUUAAAUAUAUAUAUAUGUUUACAAGCAUGAGAUAGGCUUGAUUUAUUUUUUAUUUUUAAUGUUAAAUAAAGAGAUUAGUCAGUAUUAUAUAUUUUACAUCGUUAUAUUAUUUCCUUAAUUAAACCGGAUUUUUGAGGGAAUUUUUGGUUAAACUGUAAACAACUUAAUCACUCGUACUGUAUAAUUUGUACUUCUGAUCCUGUACUCCCUCUUGUCGGAUUUUUCUCUUAUUUUAUUAUUGUUUUGUAUUGAUAUUUAAUUAAGGUCGAGUGUAAAUGUUAGCUCAAGUUUAAAAUGAGACAAAAGUUAAAAUGACAAAUUUUGUGUAGAAUACUGGCUACAUUGAUAUACGUAAAAAUAAUCUCGCGCCAUCUUUUUCUCCGUGAAGCCAUUUUCGAUCUCAACUGUACUUAUGUUUACCACAAGAAGGCAGUGUUUCGUCUAUGUUUGUAUUAUCUGCAGCCGCCUUGUCCGCCCAAACAAAAUAAAGGGGUCCACAAACUGAUCAGUGCUGUGUUUAAGCAUACCUUGGUAUAUUGCAUUCAGUAAUUAGCUUUAUUUUGUACAUUUAUGUAUUUGUAUAUGCAGAAAAAUUUAAAAUAAAAUGUCUAAUUAUCAACCAAAA